Molecule: messenger RNA, 549 nt
Organism: Lottia gigantea (owl limpet)
Lineage: Eukaryota; Metazoa; Mollusca; Gastropoda; Lottiidae
Exons: 4
Coding region: 1-549 (182 amino acids)
Molecular function (GO): sequence-specific DNA binding
Source: RefSeq, a predicted model, not a curated record
AUGGUGAAAACCUGCUGUGUUUACAAGUGUCAUAACAGGUUUAAUGUUGAAGCUAAGUCCAGAGGCAUAAGUUUUUUCCGUUUUCCGAAGAAUAAAAGACAGCGCAAUGCUUGGAUCAAAGCCGUGAAUAGAAAGGACUGGCUACCGAACAAUAAUACUUGGAUUUGCUCGGAACAUUUUCUUGAUGGCUGGCAUGGUUAUGAACCUACCGAUGGUAAUUAUUCUCCUACCAUUUUUGCUUACAAAGAGACGGAGAAGAACGUGUCGCAGGUUGCGAGAGAAUCUAGACAUCUAGUUCGUGAAAAGUCGCAGGAAACCUUACAUGCAGAGAAAUUAGUUAGACAACAGUACGAGAUAAAACAACAGGUAUCAUUAUUCCACCACUCAUCCUACUGUAUGGAGGUAGAAGAAAAUCCUGGUAAUGAUGAGAUGUGUGAUUUAGAUGUCAUGGAUUCAGAUGUUGAACUUCCAAGUUUGAAGAAAACAGUUGAGAGGCUACUAGUCGUAGCUACUAAUAUUUUCAUUCCUAUUCUGGUUCAUAAUGAUUAA